UGAUUAUCUUAAAACGGCGUCCUUUACUGUACAUGUUGACAACCUGCGUUAAGUGCAUUCCUAAUAAAUAUUUGGGGACCGGUAACCCCAGCAACAUAUUAGCUCAUUGAAGCUAACGUUAGAAAUUUAAAGCCUCCUGCUAACUAGCUAGCGAGCUGGCUAAAGUUAGCUGAAACGAUUGUGUCAGCACAUCUGCAGUAAUCUGCCCCGGACGUCGCUGGAGGGGGGCACGAAUCCCAACAAGCAGAACCGGUUCUAGAGACAAUAAAUGGCCCUGUCCAUGAUACUGUGAGCAGUAGUUAUCGCACUGGGUUCGUCUCUGUAGCACGAUGCUAACAAUAGCUCCUGAUGCUACUGAAGCAAGAACGUAAACAAAAGCCCAUCGGUUCGCUGCUCUCACUAUUUGUAUUUGUUUCCACCCGCACGGCGUCUCAUAGCUGUGUUUACAUUAUCCCGUGAGGAGCUAUGGGUUAACAACACUUGACUUAAUUCAGCUGAGGACUUCUGAACCUUUUUAUUCUUCAAAUCCACUCACCAUAGAGGAGCAAGGAGCGAGUACAGACUGCAAACAGAAUGACCAGCUCAUCUGCUCCCAGGAUGGUGAAUAGUUACAAGCGGACUUCAAGCCCCCGAUCCCCGACAAACAGCGGGGAGCUUUUCACCCCAGCACAUGAGGAAAAUGUGCGCUUUAUUCAUGAUACCUGGCAGUGUGUUCUCCGAGACAUCAGAUCAACACAAAAUAGUGAACGUAAUGACCGUGGACCACAGGAGUAUGUGGAGAAGAACCCAAACCCUAACCUACAUUCUUUCACACCAGUGGACCUAAGCGACCUCAAGAAACGCAACACACAGGACUCCAAGAAGUCUUAGUCUUUCUCAUGAUGGUCCAGUCGCUUCUUUCCACCCAUUAUCCUCGAGAACUUUUCCUCCAUCAGCCAGAAAGUCAGCCCUGUUGGCCAGUCUAGCACAGAAUGCCAAUCUCAUAUCUCAACUCUGGACCAUAGCAAUGCCCGUCUCUUUCUUUACCCGCUACAACUGACAACGAAGAAAGGAACCAGGAUUCCAGGGUGCACAAAUCCUCUCGUCUCUUGGUUCAUAUUUUUUUCAAGUCAGAAAAUGUUCAUAUAUACAUUCUUUAUGUGGAUGGGACUGAUGCAGACGUUCAUCAACAUUUGCUGACAUCUGAUGCUGAGGUACAAACUGUCAACACUCCACAGGACACAAAAGACUACAGUCUUAAAUGUAAACUUUUUUCUUUACUACUGCUACUUAUAUGACUUAGGAGGACAAUGUGAAAGGGCUGACUUAUUUUUCUUUUGUUUUUUGAAGAUAGUAUGAUCAGUAAAUUGUAGAUGUAAUUGAAUCGUCACAUUGGGUAUACACUUUGGGAAAGUUUUGGAAGCCAAAUGCAAUGUAGAAGGCCAACGUUUUUAUUAUAUAUUUUCUUGCCCUCAAAUGGACUUUACUAAGUAGAGACCUCCCCGAGUAUGCUGCCCUUGGUUAACCCCCCUAAGCCUUGAAACAAAAUGUUGAAUAAAAGACUUUUACAGUA
Molecule: messenger RNA, 1552 nt
Organism: Pseudoliparis swirei
Lineage: Eukaryota; Metazoa; Chordata; Actinopteri; Perciformes; Liparidae
Gene: mcrip1
Product: MAPK regulated corepressor interacting protein 1
Exons: 5
Coding region: 574-870 (98 amino acids)
Source: RefSeq, a predicted model, not a curated record